AAUAACCCCAUUCUCUCACCUCUCUUUCAUUUUUCAACACAAAACCCCAACUUUCCUCCGAAAAUCUCUCAAACCCACUCCAAAAAUCUCACCCAAACUCCACCAAUCACCAAGAUUCAAACCAAAACCCAUUUUUAUUACCUUCAAUCCACGGUUCCAGCAGAACCCUCCACCCCAUUCCCUCAUCUCUCUCGACUCUCAACCAAAAACCCAAAUUUCCUCCAAAAUCAGUCAAACCCACUUCACAUCUUCAAGUUCUAACCUGGAAACCACAACUUCGACCAUCAAUCAUGGCUGUUGGGGGUUUGAAAUCAAGGAUUCAAGACCGAAAUCGAGAGUUCAGUGAUGGGUACUCUUUCUCCAGUCCGAAAUCCCCUUUAAAGAGGGUUGUGCCUACUGUCUGUAAUUUCACUUGGGGCUGAGUUCUCUGUUGUGUUCUGCUGUGGGUCGUUAUUUGCUGCAAUGGGUAGAUCAAAACUAAUGGCGGAUGGAAUUAAAGCCUACCGGGCUGACGGAACUCGGGUUCCAGGGCAUUGUAAGCCCGUGGACCCGGUUGUGGCUACUGAAAGGGAACAAGAACAGGAGGAGGAGGGGAGGAAACGAAAAAGAUAUCACAAGGAAACCGAACGGAGGAGUGGGUGAAUGGGUUCAAAGGCCGAAAUUUCACGUGCGAACGACAAGUGGACCGUACCAAAUUGGGAGCUCACUGAAUAAUCGAGGUCAUUGAACGGAAAGGUUUGCAUUUCUUUUUCUCUCCAAUUGAGGGCUAUAAACCAAAAUUGGUUGUAAAUUUCUAUGCAAAAAUGGUUGUGCACAAGGAAAAUGAGAUAAUUGAGUCCCGCAUUGGGAACAAGACAGUAAUCGUUAACCCUACCAUCAUAGCCACUUAUUUGGGGGAUUAUCAACGCCCAAAGCCCCAUACCAUCACGUACCCGGACCACGGUUGGUCCAAAACUGAAACUGAAAUCAUAAACACUCUUACGGACAAACCGCUUGGAAAUGAGAGAUUUGUUCAUGGGCGUCUAUUUGAGUUGUAUCGGGUGGUUAAUAAGGUGGUGCACUAUAAUCUGUAUCCCCACGGUUCUGAGCAGAUGCCGCAGCAGCCAGAUGGGGAGGUUCUUUAUGUGUUUGGCUCUAAUGAUGAUGUGGUUUGGGCUAGGUGGAUUUGGGUUGAAUUGAUGAAAUUUCGGCAACGUAGUAAUUUUGGCACCAAGCCCAAUUUUCCUUUCCUCGCUAUGAUCACUGCAAUCUGUGAAAGCCAAGGAGUUCGAACCUCUGAACCAUUCACCCCUGAUUCCCCCGGUCCCAUUACGGGAGGUUCAGUGGAGAAGAGCAAGUCUAUGUCAAAACCUCCGUUCGUAGCGGCGAGCAGCUCUUGCCCCAUCGUACCAAAAGGACCCGAAAGAAAUGAACAAUGGUGGGAGAUCAUGAUGUGUCGUUUCGACACAAUUCAAAAGGAACAAAGUGAGUUGAAGAAAGUAAUAGAGAAAGAGUUAAGGAGACGAAAGAAGGAGGAGGAUAAGAUGAUGAGAAUGUUGAAGCAUGUGUCAGGUUGUGGUGUGGGGAGUUCUAGUGAGCCCUAUGUCCCCACGCAAGAGGAUGAGGAGAACACCACUGAAGAGGAAGAGAAGGAGGAGGACAUCAUAGCAAAUUCGAGCGAGCCUCGUCGCUCAGGAAAGGAACAAAUGAGAGAGAAUGAUGUUGAAGAUGAGGAGGAUGAUUGAGGAGUAAGCUGGAAAAUCCCCAAACUUGGUCGGGGUAUUGGGUGGUUGACAUUCCACCCCUUUCAUUUCUGUUUUUCAACUUUAGUUUUAAUAUGUUGUUUUUAUUGUCUUCUUUGUAGCUUUCUUUUGGGCUAUCCUCUUGGUGGCCGGCAUGUGGCCGUGGUUGGGUAGUUUAGGGGAUGGUAAUGGCCAAGGGUAGUUGAAACCAAGCUAAAAUUUUAUGGCCGCUAUCCUUUUUGUUUCCCUUUUCUUGGCACCAAGGUCAUUAUAAGCUCCUAAAGUCCUUAGUUGAUCCUAAUGUACGCUCGUCUAACUCCUUUUGAUGCAUGAUUGAUAUUGAAAGCUAAUCUAGUAUGAAAUUUCUGUUUGACUUA
This is a messenger RNA of Rhododendron vialii, 2098 nucleotides long. RefSeq lists its product as uncharacterized. The transcript is spliced from 2 exons. NCBI's taxonomy places the organism in Eukaryota, Viridiplantae, Streptophyta, Magnoliopsida, Ericales, Ericaceae. The record is from RefSeq and is a predicted model, not a curated record. Bases 804 to 1724 code for a protein of 306 amino acids.